AUGUGGGUAACGGGGGAACCGGUACUCGCCGACGACGGGGGGACGGGGGCGAGCGGCGACGGGGGCGCGCGGGGCGAGUGGGGUUUACGUACGGGCGGCGGAACGGGGCGACGCGGGGUCCGGGCGCUAGGGGCACAAGGGCGUGACGGCACGCACGUACGACGCCGACGACGGGGGGGGGCUAGGUGGGGGGCGGGGGGAGGAGCGGGCGGCGGGGACGGGAGGACAAUCGCGACGGGGGGCGACGGUGGCGCGGGCGGGGCGCGGGCGGGCGGGCGGAGGGGGGACGCGGGCGUCGCGUGCACGGGCGCGGGACGCUGUCGGGCGGUACGGGUACGGACGGACGCUGCGGCGGGGUGGGGACGGGGCUCGCGGGGGGGGCUACGUACGGCGGGGGGGGGCGGGACGGGGGGGGGGGAGCACGCCUGCUACGACUGGGGGGGGGGGACGGACGCGAAACGGGGUACGGGGACGUACGGCGGGAACGGCGUUACGCGCACGGGGCACGCUAUUCUAGCGUACGGUGUGGGCGGCUGGCCGGCGGGUACCGGUGGGGUACGGCGCGACGCGGCGGGGACGGGACGGGCGCGGGGGGGCUCGGGUACGCUGCUACGGACGGCGAGGGCGUGGACGACGAAAAACGGCCCAUGCACGACCGCGCGCGGCACGGGGGCCGACGCGGGCGCGGGUACGGGGGUUGGGAUCUGCACGCCGGGGGUGUGGAGACGGGGGAACGCGUACGCGCUCGGGACGAUUACGGGCAAGGAGGGGCCUAUCUUGGGGCGGAUUACGGGGGGGGGGCGGGGGAACGGUCUGGUACGGCCCGGGGGGAUUAAGGAGCGGUACGGCAUACGGGCGACCGCUACGUACGGCUACGUGGGAGGGGGGCGUCGCGUGGGGGGGCGGCGGGCGGGUUAUUACGGGACGCGGGACGCGUGCCGGGUACGCGCUUGGUCGGGGGGGGGCGCGUGCGACGACGCGGGACGGCUACGGGGGGUACGGCGGGGGAGCGCUGCGGGGGCGCGGGACGACGGCGGGAUCGCGCGGUGGGCGGGGAUCGGCGCGAACCACCCGGCCGGGGGGGGGGGGCAGGCUGGGGGGCGGCUGGUCUGCAACGCUCGACGAACGGCGCGGGCUACGGCUACGGAUACGAACGGGCGGGGCGGGACGAGGGUGGUACGGCGGGCGUGGCGCGUGGCGCGGGGGGUUCGGGGACAUACCCGGGGCUGGGCGGGGGCUCGGGCCGGACGCGGGGGGGCCUAUAUUUCACGCGACGGGGGUUUCUGCUACGGGCUGUACGGCUGGGACGCGCGGGUAGGGGGGGGGGGGGGGCCAAGACGACGACGCGGGACGCUAACGGGACGGACGGGGGGCGGUACGCGGCUGGAGGGGGCCGGGGGACGGCGGGGCACGACGGGGGCGGUGCGCUAA
Molecule: messenger RNA, 1431 nt
Organism: Indicator indicator
Lineage: Eukaryota; Metazoa; Chordata; Aves; Piciformes; Indicatoridae
Exons: 2
Coding region: 1-1431 (476 amino acids)
Source: RefSeq, a predicted model, not a curated record